Messenger RNA from Myripristis murdjan (pinecone soldierfish), 3726 nucleotides. It is a transcript of the gene rnf103, whose product is annotated as ring finger protein 103. Lineage: Eukaryota; Metazoa; Chordata; Actinopteri; Holocentriformes; Holocentridae. Gene Ontology annotation, molecular function: ubiquitin-protein transferase activity. Gene Ontology annotation, biological process: protein ubiquitination; ERAD pathway. Gene Ontology annotation, cellular component: endoplasmic reticulum. The record is from RefSeq and is a predicted model, not a curated record.
AUAUCGAUGAUAAACUCCGUCCAGCUUCUACGUCACUGACCGACCGUGAGACCAUGAACGAGUGCACCUAAUGUCAUAUUCGUCGUCAUCGUCAUUAUUACAACUUAUUGUGAUGAAAAUCUCCAAGCAGCUACAGCACCAAAUAAGCUCAUGAGCUAGCAUUACCCGUAGGCUGACGAGCGGUGUCGUUUUCAGUUGACGUCUUCUCGACAAGGCCUGCUCGUUUGAUUGGUAAACAACCGAGGGCUAACCUGCGAUGCUAAGCUAAUUUGCUAACUGCCCCUGCUAUCUAGCUAGCUGUUUACUGAGAGAUUACCGGGGGCAGAGCCUAGUGAAAAUGGUGGACAAUAAAGGAUUAUUUUCAUACUUGUCAGACGACGUAUUUCUGACGGACGGCCAACGACUUUAACAUCUUAAACAACAAAUUACACGGACGCGACGCACUCGAAGCAUAAGCGCUCGGGUACUAAUGUAUACAGGCAACAUUUGAAGGAGAAAUCAUCUGGCAAGGUGCUAUCAGCCGCUUCAUCGACCUAUAAAAGGUGGUUAAAAACUGCUUCUUGCUGCUCCUGUAUUUCAUAGUAUUGUUUAUGCUGGCGCGGUUUUUCGAGGCUGUAGUUUGGUAUGAAACAGGUGUGUUUGCUACUCAGCUGGUUGACCCAGUCACUCUGAGCUACAAGAAGCUAAAGACCAUCCUUGAGUGCCGAGGGCUGGCAUACACAGGGCUGGCCGAGAAGAAAGAUGUCAGCCAGCUAGUAGAGAAAUCAGGAGAAUUGACACAUGGGGAGCUAUAUUCAGCCAUAAAGCCGAGAGGAGAGAGAGCAGACAGAAGGAGACAUCCAGCACAACUUCCUUCAGUGGAGAGAGUGCACUUCUAUGAGCUAGUGGAGGACACCAAAGAUGGGAUAUGGCUUGUUCAGGUCAUUGCACGGGACCGGGAGGCUCUGCUCAGUCAUUCUAACUGGGGGAAAAUGGUCCAGAAAGUGUCUCAGUUUGGCAUUAGAACUGGAACCUUCAACUGCUCCAACGACUAUAGGUUGUGUGUUAAGCGUGGCUGGCAGCGUUCUACUCUCAUCAUGUCUGUUCCUCAGACUUCGGCCUCCAAGGGAAAAGUCAUGCUGAAGGAAUAUGAUGGCCACCGCAUCGAAAUUGAACACAUCUUUCGUUGGAUGACAUCACAUGUGGCACAGCGAAUUAAAACCUUGCGUCAUUCCAACCAGCUUGUAGAGGAGUGGUGCUCUGACCAUGCCCACCCAGUGAAAAUGUAUCUAUUUGCCUGUCUGUCGCAGCCUCCUGCCUUCUUCUCCUCACUGUCUGUCAAAUUCACUGGGCGAAUUGAGUUUAUCUUUGUGGAUGUGCGUCACUGGAGCAACCACACCAGCCUAUCAGAGAUUGGUGUAUCACACAACCCCGCCUACAUCCUUAAAACGCCAGAGGGGAUCUAUCACUAUGGCAACAGUAAUGGGGAGUUCCUGUCCCUGGCUGCCAUGGAUACUUUCUUGCGUUCGGUCCAACCGGAGGUCAAUGAUCUGUUUGUCCUCAGUCUUGUUUUGGUCAACCUGCUGUCAUGGAUGGAUCUCUUUAUUACACAAGGAGCAACGGUGAAACGGUUUGUAGUCCUGAUCCGAACACUGGGAACCUACAACUCCUUACUGCUGGUCUCCUGGCUUCCUGUUCUUGCCCUGCUCCAGCUGCCCUACCUGGAAAGUCUGUAUGGCUACAGUCUGAAGCUGCUGCGUUAUGCUGACACCACAUCACUGGCCAGCCUGGUGAGAGCCGACUGGACCUUCUACUCCUCACACCCGGCUCUCUUCCUAUCCACUUACCUGGCCUAUGGCCUGCUAGUUGAUUACUUUGAGAAGAAACGUCGCUGCGCUGCCAGAAGCCAGGAGGACAGCACCACAAAUCUGGAAUGGUUGGCCAGUCUGUGGGAUUGGUACACUUCGUACUUGCUCCAUCCAAUCACGUCACUGCAUCAGGUCCCAGCUGACCAGUCGGAUUGGGAAGAUGAUCCUAACUUCCUACUUGAGCGUUUGACUUUUCCUGACCUGUGGUUGCACCCAUUAGUGAAUAUGGACUAUAUCAAAGGCCUACCAACCUGGAGGUUCAAAGCUGGCAAUCAACAGAGAGAGGAAGAGUCAGGAGCAGAGAUGGAUAGAGACAUGGAUUUAUCAGAUUCAGACACAAAAGGUAGUCAUUCAGACUCUGAUUUCUACCCUUUGUUCCAAAGCAGGCUGUCAAAGAGCAAUAGAAGACAGAACAUUUCACCAGAACACAGCCAGUGUGGUGUGGACAAUGUUACACAGCUCUCUGUCUCCAGCGAUGUGGGAACACAAGAUAACAAACACCACCUCAGUACCAACUGUCUCUGUGGUUGUGAUGCUACUUCAACAUCCCACUGCCAUCAUUAUAUAAACAAGAGGUCUUCAUCACCAGUAAGGAUGCUGAAGGAUGAUGAGCAGAGAUCUGAGCCUCUCUGUUGUGAUCAGCUGUGUGAUUGGUCAGUGUGGCCUCUUGGCAUGCUGUAUUGCUCAGAGUGUGUGGUUUGUCUGGAGGACUUUAUUAGUGAAGAGCUAUUGAUGGGAAUGCCUUGUGGCCAUGCCUUCCACCAGCAAUGUAUUGUGGUCUGGCUGGCAGCAGGCAGACAUUGCUGCCCAGUGUGUCGCUGGCCGAGCUAUAAGAAGAAACACCGAAACCAUACCCAGACUGGCCCAAUGGAAAACACACAACAGGACUGACCUGUUUUCUCAUGUCUUUAUUUGACUGAUCCCAUACCUAAUUCCUUGUCUCCCCUCUUCUUAAUAUAUGGGAAUUCUUACAGGGGAUCACCGGCACCAAGAAGUUUGACACUUAUCAUUUACUGUUAAAGUGAUGUUUUGACAUUAUGAAUUUCAUGUUGCUGAUUUUCAUGCCACAUUUGCCACAUUAAUACAAAUGUUUCAGCAUUUGUUUAAAGCCAACCCCCUAAAAGUGUUUGCUGGAAAUUUUAGCAUUCCUCUUUAAAAGAUGAAUGAAUGCGGCAAGCUAGCUAGUCUGCUAGUUGUCUUGAUGAGGAAUGCUACCAGAUUUAAUUUUAAUAAGGUCUAGUGGAAAUAUCAAUCCACUAAAUCCAAGGCGGUGUUAAACCUGUCAUACCUGCGUCUACUAGCAACAAACUCUGACUUGUGCCUGGUGAAGAAAAAUCAGACUACAAUUUCUAAUGUUAGUGUAUCUCUGCAAGUGAAGUUGGUAGACUUAAGUGGACCACAAGGGCCAGGUCCCUUUUCCUUUAUGCAGAUGUCAAAGUAGAGAAAAUGGAAAGCAAAGGAGAGAUCAAACAUAUGGGAGCAAAAAGAUAGUUGGAAAUAAAAAAGGAAUAAUUAGAAGUGAUAGCAUGGAGAUGUAAGGUUUCUCCAAUACUCAACCUGCCUUUCACCUAUGUAAACACACAGAGCCAGACAGGUGAUAUAAGUUGUUCAUGGAAGGACAACUCACAUAUUAAUGCUAUUUACCAUCACAGCACAGUGAAUCCAUUUGUCUUUUGUUUAUGAAGAGACCAUGUAAAUGUUUUUGCAUUGUUAAUUUCCCUUUUGUCACAUUUUUGAUGAAAUUCCCAGGACCCAAUAUGCUACUGGACUGUUUCUAGUAUUGUCUCAACAAAAUGUAAUACAUUUCUCCUUCACUUUGUAAUAACACCCACAUAUCAUAAUAACUUACCAUAUUUUGAAAUAAAAACCUUGGACACAA